Molecule: messenger RNA, 2760 nt
Organism: Lolium perenne
Lineage: Eukaryota; Viridiplantae; Streptophyta; Magnoliopsida; Poales; Poaceae
Product: disease resistance protein RGA5-like
Biological process (GO): defense response to other organism
Molecular function (GO): ADP binding
Source: RefSeq, a predicted model, not a curated record
AUGGACCUCGCGACGGGCGCCAUGGGUGCCCUGCUGCCCAAGCUGCUGGAGCUCCUUAAGGAGGAGAACAAGCUGCAAGCAGGGCUGAGGAAAGACGUUGAGUUUCUCGAGAGAGAGAUGAGGAGCAUGGACGCGGCCCUCCGCAAGGUGGCGAGGGUGCAGCGUGACCAACUCGAUGAUCAGGUCAAGAUCUGGGCUGACGACGUCAAGGAGUUAUCAUAUGAGAUGGAGGAUGUCGUUGAUAGAUUCCUCGCCAAUAGCUCGGCGCCUGCCCCCGACCCAGACAGUUUCAGGGGGUUCAUGAGGAAGGUGGUAAGUUUGUUCAAAAAGCGCAAGACUGACCACCACAUUGCUGAUGUAAUCAAAAAGAUCAAGGAGCAGGUCCAUGAGGUGGCCUCCCGGCGUGACAGGUAUAAGAUAGAUGGUGUUGGUUGUAAUCCGGCUAGCAAAACUAACAUUGAUCCUCGCGUGCUAGCUCUGUUCAAAGAUAAGAGAGAAAUCAUCGGUAUCGAUGAACCAACCGACGAGCUCAUAGAUAAGCUGAUAGGUAACAAUGAUGAAGGCGUGUCCAAUACCAAGCUGCCACUGAAGAUACUCUCUAUCUUUGGAUUUGGUGGACUUGGCAAGACAACUCUUGCAAAAGCAGUCUACGACAAGCUACAAGGACUUACUGAUUUUACUCACAGGGCUUUUGUCCCAGUGGGCCAAGAUCCCGACGUGAAAAAAGUAUUAAUGGAUAUUCUCCUCCAACUUGAUGAGCGCUCUUGUUCGAAUGUAAGAAUGUUGGAUGAGUGGCAGCUCAUCGAAAAACUUCGAGGAUUGCUUAAUGGCAUGAGGUACCUUAUCGUUGUUGAUGACUUAUGGUCUAUAAAUUCAUGGAAAAUAAUCAGAUCUGCUUGGGUUGAUAAUCAUUGUGGAAGUGUAAUCAUCACAACUACUCGUAUUCUAGAAGUUGCUGAAGAGACUGGCCAUGUUUACAAGCACAAGCCACUUUCUAGUGAGAAUUCCAGAGAACUAUUUAAUACAAGAUUAGCUGUUGGUAAAGGCAAAAGCUCUUAUGAUAAGUCUGUUGAUAUAUCUGAAAAGAUUUUACGGAAAUGUGGUGGCGUACCACUAGCUAUCAUUACAAUUGCUAGUUUGUUGGCUGGUAAACCGACGGGGCAUUGGCCCAAGGUGUACAACUCUAUUGGUUUUGGCUAUAGAAAUAACAUACAUGUCGACAACACAAGGAAGAUAUUGCUGUUUAGCUACCAUGAUCUACCAUGCCAUCUUAGGGCUUGUCUCUUGCAUUUGAGCCUAUUUCCGGAAGAUUCUGAGAUUGAGAAAGAUGCUUUGAUAUGGAAGUGGGUAGCGGAAGGUUAUGUACAUGAGAAAUAUGAGAUGGGGCUGUAUGAGUCUGGUGAAAGUUGCUUUAAUGAGCUUAUAAAUAGAAGUAUGAUCCAGCCUAUACAGUUGCCACAUCAAGACACCGUAUAUGCUUGUCGUGUACAUGAUUUAGUGCUUGACAUGAUUAUUUCGUUGUCAAAGGAAGAAAAAUUUGUGACUGUAUUUCAUGGUAAUGAGCAAUGUACCUUUUCUCAUAACAAGAUUCGUAAGUUAGCAAUCAUCCAAAAAAGAGUAUCGAGCGAGCAGCAACAGAAAAUCCCCUAUUUGGCUAACAUACACAUGCGACAAGUGAGGUCAUUUCUUGCCACAACGUGUCAUCUUGGUACGUUGCCUUCUCUCUCAAGCUUUCAAGCCUUGCGUGUCCUAGCCUUAGAAGGGUGUAUCUUUACAGAGGACCAUCCUUAUGAUCUCGUGAACAUUGGGAGAUUGCUUCAUCUUCGAUACUUGGGGAUCUUGGACACGCCUAUUACUGAUCUUCCGUCAGAGAUAGGAGAUUUAAAGUUCUUGCAGACACUGAACCUGCUCCAAACACACAUAUCUGAGUUGCCACAGAGUGUUAGCCAGCUAGUGCAGUUGAAGUGUCUGCGCUUUGAACGAAUGGUGUCAGAUUGGAUCGGGAACCUAGUAUCCUUGGAAGAGCUAUCAUUUGUCAUUCUUUCCCCAAGUUCUGUGAAAGAGCUAGGCAAGCUGACGGAGAUGAGAUGGUUCCGUGCUGAUUUCAAAGAAUUCAAUGAUGAGUCGUUCGAAGUUCUGAUGGAGUCGGUAGGGAAGAUGCGGAAACUUCAGACCAUCGAAAUUAACCCUUGCUCGUGGAAUGUUGGAUUGUUACUUCAGUGGGAGGGUUGUGAAGGCUACGUGCCUCCCCUGGGGCUCCGUCGUCUAACCCUGUGUGGUGUUGUGUUUCCAAGGCUGCCAGCGUGGAUUGAUGCCUCAUGUCUCCCGCACCUCACCGAACUGAGAUUGAGGCUGAAGGUCGUGGAGGCACGGGGCAUGGAGAUCCUUGGGAGAUUCUCAGAGCUCGUUACUCUCCAUCUGUCGACUGGUUAUCACGACGGCGUCGAACUUGCCGAUCUAGUCGUUGGUGCUGCUGCCUCCUUCCCUAGGCUGAGAUGCUUCUACACGAAUGUGAAGCUAUUGUUCCUGCGUGGAGCCAUGCCCAGCCUUGAAUAUGUUUUCUAUUGGCUCGAGACUCUGCAAGCUGUGCAUCAUACCUGCGGCAGCAUCGAGAGCCUGCCCAGUCUCCAGGAGGUCACAGUCUACGUGAAGUGCGCCAGCUAUUCGGCCUUCUACAAGGAGGCAGAGGCAGCAUUCAUGGACGCAUUACACGAUCAUCCCAACAAGCCAGCAUCUUAUGUUCGUACUGCUCAUCACUAA